Messenger RNA from Cladocopium goreaui, 2240 nucleotides. NCBI's taxonomy places the organism in Eukaryota, Dinophyceae, Suessiales, Symbiodiniaceae. The record is from the annotation of a GenBank genome assembly.
GCCGAAUGCAGUGCUUCAUCGUGUUCGGAGCCACCCCAAUGCUGCUUGGACGCCGUGUUUUGGAGCAACUUGGCGCUGUGGUGGACUUCGGAAGUGGCAAGAUGCGCAUCCUUGGUGGCCAUUGGACUGCGAUCGAACGUGGCAAGCAAGAUGCGAUGCUUCUGAGACUUGCUGCAACCUUCAACUCUAUUGAGGACUUUGAGAACCCGCAGUUCGACCUCAGAGCCAAGGAUGAUGACCACGAUGAUGCAUGCUCUCUGCAAGACUUUUUGCAAGACCUACGUGCUGCUGAGCGCUACGAGGAAAUGAUCUCCGAGGUCCAAUUCACCGACGACGCCUCUGAGAAUGAGUUCGUUGAUGUUGAGACCUAUGUGAAUGUGGAUGAGCAGAUCCCUGAGGAGCACUUUCACGCCCAUGAGCUGACCGAGCGCACUCAAUGCUCAAUGUCGAAGACCUGGUCAUGGAUUCAGGGUCAACUGGUUGAAACCUCCAAGAAAGCUGCCCAACUUGCCUAUGAAGCUCGCAACCAUCAACAUGCCCGACUUGAAGGUGGAAGCCGCUGCAAGAAGGCUGAGAAUUACCAAUCUGAGCUAGCCUGGAAUUUAGCUCGAGCCCUUCUUGGGGAUGAGGGUUUGUCAGAGCAGGCUUACGCUGUUCAACAAGACGCCGAAGCUCAAGAGCUGACUGGAGUUCUUCGAAAACGAAAAUUUGGCACAAAGCAUGGCUCUGAAGCGGUGCGUAUUGCCUACCGUCUCCAUCGAAAUCUUGGGCAUCCCAGAAAGGACACUUUGGUCCGCAUGCUGCAGGCCAAGAACGCUGACCCGAAGGUCAUUGCUGCAGCCGAAGCCCUUGAAUGCCCUUACUGCAACAAGUUUUCUUCCUGGAAACAAUCAGCUCCAGCUCAUGCAGAGCGUCCCAUGGACUUCAACGAGCAGCUUCAGGCCGACACCCUGUGGUUUGGCUUGAGCUCAGUUGAGCCUGACAAUGCCCCUUCUGACAAAGCCUCAAAGCGGAAGAUUGGCAUGCUGGUCAUGGUUAUGGUCUUGUCAAUGGAGCUCAACGUGCUGAACAAGCCAUUUGUGGUCUUCGUCAACGGCGAGUUGUUCGAACUGCCGACUUGCGGCGCAUCAACCAGCACACCUUGGAGGAGCUCGAGGGCGAAAUAUCUGAUGGACUUUUUGAUGAACAACCUUCUCCGAAGAAGUUCAAGAUCAACCAUCCUCCUGAUCAAGGUGAGCAAGAUGCCCCAGCAGCACGACCUGAGUCAGUGCGAUCCCUCUCCUAUGAGCCAACUGAACCUAUCGAUGAUUUGCCAACAGAUCCUGCUGAAGAUCCACCUUUACCUGUGGCUGAUCCGUCUUCUGGCCUGGACUUGCCAGCGGAUCCCGGCCUGGACUUGCCGGAUGAGUCAAGAAGCAGCUUCAGCAGCACCUUCCAGCGGAGAGGCAGGUCAUGGACUUACGCCUGAACCUCUUCCGCAAGAUGUUCCAAUCCCUGAUGGUGACGACAGUGAAGCUGAUCAGCCUGCCAUUGCAGCUGACAACACCAUCACUCAAUCUCAAAUGCCUGAAGCACAAUCUUCAAAUCCACAACUUCCUGGACUUUCUUUUGCUGAACGCCGACGGCAACAAGAACGAAAUGAAACUUCUUGGUUGCGAUCUCCAUUGUGGCCACUGGUGCAUGAUCACCCUGAUCCUCAAAGCCCUGGCAAAUCGAAACGUGCCAAGCACCAUGAAUCGGUCAACAUCGCCGUGGAGCUCUUCCCAAAUGGCUGUGAAGGCUCAACCAACCUUCCAGCUGGAUGGCACUAUACCACAAAUGGCCUGACAAUGAGACGCAACAGCCGCAUCAUCCUGGUCAACGAGGAGCAGCCUGCCCCCGUGGGUGAUGAACCAUGGUUUGGAAAGACCUUGUACCCACUGACCAAAGAUGCUGCAGCUGAGUUUGGCCAAUCCUACGUUGGCGAUUUGUCCAAGAAGUUCAAGACCAAAACCAUCCUACGCCGUGGCCAUAUUUGGUCGGCCCAAGCUUCGCCCAAGAAGAAGAACGUCAAGGAGUCAGCUGAUCUCAAAGAAAGCCGAAUGAGUCUUGAAGACCGCCUGGCGUUCAUCGAGGGCGAGAAAGCUGAGUUGGCCUCCAUUUUUGAGAAUCAAGUUUGGGAGAUCGAGCUUCACCCUGAGAAGGAUUUUCUGAUCCAGAUCUACUACGAGGAGAGCUUGACACAUCUUCCCCAACUUUGA